GUCUCCGGGCAACAAGGGGCGCUCCGCCACGGCGGGCCACCGCAGUAAAUCCAAAUAAAUAAAUAAACAAAAAUGUGAUCGGAAGCCGCCAUGUCGCGCGCGCGCGCCGUGGGCAAGGGCAGCUUCGAGCGCGUCAGGCUGGCGGGCGUGGGCGCCUUCGGGCUGGUGCUGGAGGUGCGCAAGAAGGACGGGGCGGACGCCGGCGCCGUGUACGCGAUGAAGAGGAUGAGGAAGAAGGAUUUCCGCGGUGCCAGGGAGGACCUGGUGCGCGAGCGGGACAUCCUGUGUCAGGUGGUGGGCAAGCCGUACCUCGCGCAGCUCCACUACGCCUUCCAGUCGCGGCGCCACCUGUACCUGGUGAUGGAGCUGGCGGCGGGAGGCGAGCUGCGCGCACACGCCGGGGCGGGAAUGGGUGCGACGAGCGUGCAGCUGUGCGUCGCGCAGCUCGUGGUGGCCGUGGACGCGCUGCACGCACUCGGCUACGUGCACCGCGACAUCAAGCCCGACAACAUCCUGGUGGACGCGCGCGGCCACCUCGUGCUGGUCGACUUUGGCCUGUGUGGUGACGCGCGGCGGCCCAUGGUCACCCAGUGCGGCACGCUCGACUACACGGCGCCCGAGGUGCUGGACUCGAGCCUGUGGGAGGAUGCCACUGGAUACAGCCCCGCCGCCGACUGGUGGAGCGUCGGCGUGGUGGCCUUUGAGCUGCUGACGGGCGCGCUGCCGUUCACGCCCUCCUCCAGCUGGCGCGCCACGAGCCUCGUGCAGCGCCGCAUCCUCCAUGCAGACCCGCGCAUCCCGACGGGCGCCGCCGUUUCUCCCUGCGCCGGGGACUUCCUCGCGAGCAUGCUCGCCAAGGACCCGGAGCAGCGCCUGGGCGGUCGCGAGGGCCGUGCCGACCCCAUCAAGGCACACCCCUUCUUCCGCGGCCUCAGCUGGACGGCGGUGGCCAGCAAGAGCACGGCGGCGCCCUUCGAGCCCGGCGAGCACCGCGCGAGGCUGCCCUUCACCAGGUGGCUGCUCCGGGUCGCCCUCAGGUCGCUGGGCGCCUGCUGCGAUUGCCUGUGCCAGCCCGGGGACUGCACCGGCUUCAGCUACUGCCGCCCGGCGCUGGGGACGGCGUGAAGGUUGCCGUAGUGUCUUCACUGCUUCAGCCUUACAACUAUACUGAUCCUUUAUUUUACUUAAAUCAAAGAUGAAGACAUUUAAUACAGGAUGACCAUAAAA
Messenger RNA from Bacillus rossius redtenbacheri, 1227 nucleotides. RefSeq names its product ribosomal protein S6 kinase alpha-5-like. The transcript is spliced from 3 exons. Gene Ontology annotation, molecular function: protein serine/threonine kinase activity; ATP binding. Gene Ontology annotation, biological process: protein phosphorylation. Lineage: Eukaryota; Metazoa; Arthropoda; Insecta; Phasmatodea; Bacillidae. The record is from RefSeq and is a predicted model, not a curated record. Bases 91 to 1125 code for a protein of 344 amino acids.